Messenger RNA from Haemorhous mexicanus (house finch), 2425 nucleotides. RefSeq names its product NudC domain containing 1 (gene NUDCD1). NCBI's taxonomy places the organism in Eukaryota, Metazoa, Chordata, Aves, Passeriformes, Fringillidae. The transcript is spliced from 10 exons. Bases 101 to 1858 code for a protein of 585 amino acids. The record is from RefSeq and is a predicted model, not a curated record.
CGCUCACCCUCUUCCCGUGGUGCUCCCCGGCCGCUGCCGCGCGUUUCCCGAGGGCCCGCGGAGUUGCCGGUGCUUCACGAAGUUUUCCCGGAGCCGCGGGAUGUCGGGCGCCGCCCACUGCUCCCUGCAGGCCAAGCGCCUGCUGCUGGACCCCAAGUUCGAGGGAUACAAGCUGUCGCUGGAGCCGCUGGCCUGCUACCAGCUGGGGCUGGACGCGGCUGUAGCGGAAGUGCAGCUUCGUGAUGAUCAGUAUACCCUUGACCACAUGCGUGCUUUUGGCAUGUAUAAUUAUCUUCACCUUGAUUCCUGGUACCAGGAUAAUGUCUACUAUGUUGAUCAGUUUGGAAGGGUUAUGAAUCUGUCAGUGACUCUGGACACUGCUCUGCAAAAGCCAAGAGAAGUUUUCAGGCUACCUACAGACUUGACUGCGUGUGAUAAUCGCCUUUGUGCCUCAAUGCAUUUCCCAUCCUCCACGUGGGUUACCCUUUCUGAUGGUACAGGAAGACUGUAUUUAAUUAAAUCAGGCAAGCGUGGAAGCAGUGCAUCUGAAAAGUGGGAGAUAGUGUUUAAUGAAGAACUAGGAAGUCCAUUUAUUGUAGCACACAGUGUUUCAUUUGUAAAAUCUGAUGCACAUUCAGUAGCUGUGCUGCUGCUUAGGGUAGAAAAAGAUGAACUGGACACAAAAGGAAGUGGAUUUCAUGUUACUUUGGAAUGGGUUACAAUUGCAGAAGGAAAAGAGGGUGAUCACAGGUAUGAAAUCAUUAAAAGGAGAGUUUUGCAAGGAAAAUCAGUCCCCCAUUAUGCAGCAGUAGAGCCAAGUGGAGAUGGUCUAAUGAUUGUUUCACACAAACCAUUCACAUUUAUGCAAAGUGAAUGUGACAAAUUAGAAGAAAAUGAUGAAGCAAAAGUAUCAAAUGAAAAGAAAGACCCUCUCUACUACUGGCAGCAGACAGAAGAUGAUGUGACCAUAACAGUUCACCUGCCUCAAGACAUCACAAGAGAUGACAUAAAAAUACGUUUUUCCCCUGAUAAUAUAUGUGUUACACUAAAAGACCAGCCUCCUUUGAUGGAAGGAAAGCUCUAUUCAUCUGUGGACCACGAAAGCUGCACAUGGAUAAUUAGAGAGGACAAAAGUUUGGAAAUCUCUCUGAUUAAGAAAAAUGAGGGAUGUCGGUGGACAGAGCUAAUAAUUGGUGACACAAGAGGGGAAUUCAUUGUGGACCCCUCCCAAUGCUCUGAAAUAGCUGAAAGUUUGAUGCAUCUUACCUCUGAAGUAAUGAAUCCCAACCCUGAAAAGGAAAAGCCACCUUGUAAUGCUCAAGAGUUAGAAGAAUGUGAUGCUUUUCUUGAAGAUGGUGCAAGCUUGUGCAGAUUUGAUGGUGAAACCUUGAAAAUCACUCAUAUAAUUAAUCUUGGAAGCAACCAGUAUCUUUUCUCAGUGGUUGUGAAUCCCAAAGAAAUGCCAUGCUUCUGCCUGAGACAUGAUGUUGAUGCUCUUCUCUGGCAGCCUCACUCUGACCAACCAGAGAAUAUGUGGGAACACAUUGCAACUUUUAAUGCUUUAGGUUAUGUCCAAGCAUCAAAGCAAGACAAGAAGUUCAUGGCUUGUGCUCCAGAUUACUCCUACGCUGCUCUUUGCGAGUGCUUGCGAAGAGUUUUCAUCUAUCGCCAGCCAACUCCUCUGGCCACAGUUCUCUACAACAGGAAGGAAGGAAGACAAGUAGGACAGGUUGCUAAGCAGCUGGUAGCAACCCUGGAAGCCAAUGAUCCUAUCUUAGGCUUUCAAGCUACAAGUGAGAGAUUAUUUGUUCUCACAACAAAAACAUUGUUUUUAAUAAAGGUGAACUCUGGAAAUUAAUUAUUCAGUGUGCUCUGCUGUAGUUUGUGUUAACAAUUUGUUAUAGAAGUGAAUAGGUUGAUGAUCCGACAAGUUCAGUACAAUUUGCUGAAAAUCAAAAAGGGGAUGUUUUACAGGGGAAUCAAAUUUCUUCAUUAGAAUUUUUCUCUAAGAAAGUGAGUUUUUUGACUUUGCUGCCAUGGAAGUAAGCUUUUUCAGAGCAAUGGGAAAAUGUCUUCUGCAUUAACAUCUUUGUCAAAGUAAUUGUCAGAUGCUGCUAUUGCACAGAGGAAUAGAUUUAUGCAUUGCUUUUUCCAAGUGACUUUAUUUGCUAUACUUCUAAGUUUGGAGAAUUCACUGCUGUUUUUAAAUGCCACUGUUUACCUAUGAAAAAAGUAGAUAAAGAGUUACAAGCAUAUGGUAUGCCAAAUAGAAUGUAUCAUAGAGAAAAAAUCUCCAGUUCAAAUAUGGUUGACCAAAAAACUGAUUUGAUAUUUUGACAUUCGGUAGUUUUGAAUGAAAUGUGAGAGAAAUGAAUGGGGUGUUAUGUUUCUUAUACAGGUAAUAAAAUGAAGCAAGUUUACUGUA